Molecule: messenger RNA, 5323 nt
Organism: Paramuricea clavata
Lineage: Eukaryota; Metazoa; Cnidaria; Anthozoa; Malacalcyonacea; Plexauridae
Source: the annotation of a GenBank genome assembly
ACAAAAGAUUUUUUAAUCUGUCAUUUGAUUGGUUGGUGCUAAUUGGAUUAUACUAUUGUUGUUGAUAUAUUUUAUAGUGAUCACAACUAUAAUUAGAUUGUUGUUGUCGUUAAUUGUGUGAAAUUUAAAUUUCUCCUGCGAGAUUUUGAUUGAAUACUAAAUAUAAACUUUGCUGUGGGUGGAAAGUGAUUGGAUUAAGGUUUGUGUCAGGCUAAAAUAGAGCCUGAUACUCAGGUUAUAAUCACAGAGUAGAUGCAUACAGAGCUGGAACUGGCCGUUGUAAACACUGCAGAAACUUACGUUUUCAUGUACCCACUUUUUUUCAGGCGGCCGGACAAAAAAUAAUCAACUGCGCGUGCUCGGCAAGUUCCGCGAGCAGUUAAAGCGAGUCGCCAUCCAAUGGGAUGCAUGCAUCUAGUAACUUGCCGAGCAUGCGCACAAAAAAGUGGGUACACUAGUUAUAACUCUGUAUAUGUAUCUACUCUGUGUUAUAAUCGAUGAGUCUCUGCGACCGUCCGAUUUUUCUGGCCCUCCAGUUACCGAAAAGGUAGCGACACUUGUCAAUGACCAAUCAAUCAAUCAAUCAAACUUUAUUUACCCACGGUACUAUUGCACAAAGACAAAAACUAAAAUAUUUACAAGAUGUGAUCUUCCAAUAGGCCGUGCUAUAUAUGUAUGAAUAAUUACAUGCAAUUAUAAAAAUAUUUUAUUAAGUUAAUACAAUAAAAUCGAAGAGAAAAAGAAAAAAGAUAAAUUGAUUAUUAAGAAUUAUUACCACUAUUUGACACUAGAGCCCUUUUGAAGGUUGACAAUGAACCCAUAUUUUUUAUAUUAGGUAAUAAAUCAUUCCAAGCUACAGCUCCUCUGUACGAGAAUGAUUUUUUACAAAAGUUGGUACUUGGCCUCGGGAGUGCAAAGUUAAAUUCAGCCUGCCUAGUUUGAUGAUUAUGAAGUGUACUGGUUUUCGUGAAUAAAUCAAUUAGGCAGUCAGGCACCAUGUUAUUAUUUACCUGAUACAUAGUAGUACAUAAUUGAUUAUUUCUUCUGGGACUUAAAUUAGGUAAAUCUAAUUCUUUAAGUAUAUCGGCUGAUCUAAAUUCAUACCCACGCUUUGUAAUGAUACGUGCUGCUCUAUUUUGUAAACGUCGCAAUUGGUUUUGAAGGAUAAUUCCAAGACAACCCCACAAAUUUUCGAUUGAUCUGGCAUUCUGGGGCCGGUUGUGUAAAAAAGUUAUUAAAGUUAAUUAUAAUUAAGUGGAAACGUCAUCCAAUAAGAAGCGCCUAUUUGAGAGUGAAUCACUAUUUAACUACAAAAUAGUGAUUAAAAAAGUGAUUAAGAGUUUUAUACAACCGGCCCCUGGGCCUUGAGAAACGAAAAGAAAUUUUUGAGAAAUACAAGACGCCAUCCAAUUGCAACCGAUGUUGCAUGUACCCAGGGUUAAUGAACCUAUUUGGUCAAGCCUAAAAGGUUUUUACAGACAGCGGAAUUUACGUACUGCUGUUUUGCAAGACUCUAUUGUGCGCGUUACUAGCGCUUUAUCUAUUACAAUCGACGACUUAUUAAAAUGUCGACCCCGGAUUAUCGUAACAUUGCCACACGGUUGUUUGACUCAAUUGCCUUAUUGGGGCACGUUAACUCGGAGCUUUCGUUUAAACGCCGAGAUUUUCUGCGAUCAUUGCUCAGCCCAGAGCUUAAAUCGGCAUGCAAUCGCUCCAACAAACCGGGCAGUCUCCUUUUCGGGGAUGACUUAACCAAAACUAUUAACGCUUCAAAAUUGCAGGGCAAAAUUCUUGCUCGUGAGUCCAUGCCUCCCAUGUCUCGACAUCGUUUCUCACCAUAUCCAAACCAGAAACGGCAAAUUUUUUUACCGACACGGGGAAGGGGAUCCUACCUUCCCCGGCAAUUCCGGCAAUUCAAACACCAGGCUCGGCAAUAAAUUUACAGGAAACUGCCAUUUUCCCGCGUAUUUUGACAGUGAGAUAUUGCUUAAUCUGAAAAAACAUGUUGAUUCAUUUUGUGGCGGGCAAAUCCAGAAUUUUCUGUCACAGUUGGGAGGUUUUCACAUCUGACGCCACUAUUUUAACAGUGAAAGGUGAAAUUAUUGAUUUUAUCGCCGACCCACCAAGUAGCCCCGUUUACCCCAGCAAUACCAUUGCAAAAGAGCAUGUUACACAGAUUGAGAAGGAAAUUUCAAACCUCCUGAAUACAAAAGUUAUUGUAUGGCCUCCCGUCACGAACCUGGUGAAUAUAUUUCACCAAUUUGUUCAGUUCCUAUAAGAAAGAUAUUAAACAAGGUUCGUCUUAUCUUGAAUCUCAAAUCAAAUAACUUAACCAAAGGGUCCUUGGGUCCUCUUUUUUGGGUCCUUUGUUGUUUUUGAUUUAUAAUUUAUAUUAACGACAUGACUCGUGACCUCCAAAGUGAUAAUUUUUUAUAUGCUGACGAUACUUCUCUUUUGGCAAUAGUAGAUGAUCCCUGUCUUACAGCUGAUCGAUUAAACCAUGAUCUCGAAUGCAUUAAAGCAUGGACAAAAGAUUGGCUUGUUACUAUCAAUCCAGGCAAGACCAAAUCAAUAAUAUUCUCUGUCAAACGACUUAGGCUAAAUCAACCUUCCCUAUUUUUUAAUAAUAAUGAAAUUCAAUAAGUUUGUAAUCAUAAACACCUAGGAGUUACACUUUCAUCAAAUUUAACUUGGACAGCACAUAUUAUUAAUCCCCGAGCCGAUGGCGCGAAGCGCCGUGCGAGGGUACUAAUUCCCCCCGGCUAUUUACACCCGGGGAAACGAAAGCAUUAGCGAAGUCUAAAGUUCAUCAAAUAUCGCGGGCGUGGGUCACUGUGCGUGGGUGGUCAUCCUCACUGAUCUCAAAAAUAUGGCGGACUGUCAUGAAUAGCGAAUACUGUGAUUGGUCCAAUUUAAAGUUAGCAUUAUGACGACUGCAUGACGACAGCGAAAUAGCAAACAUUUCUUGAUUUGAUGAUUGAUAAAUUUCUUGCAAAUAUAUUUCAUUGUUGCUCGCAUUUUUGCAAGAUUCUGUAAAUUUCAAGAAAGAAAGGGCGAAAGAAUCGGCUAAAAGAAGGGAGCCGACGUUAACGAAGGUAAGUUUGUUUUAAAUAUUGAUUUUAUAAUUGCUUUAAAACCCGACGGCCUUUGCGUAUAUGAAACAACUAAACAAGACAGCAUAUAAUUUCAUAUUUUCAUUGUAUCUUUAAUAUUGAUUCCCUUUUUUAUUAUAUUGAAUUUUUUAAAUAAAUAAAUAAAUAAAAAAGAAAGCAAAGUUAUUUGCAUGCGAGAAUUUGAAAUAAUUUUAUUGCAAACUCAAAGUUUAUCGAUAAAGCCAUUUAAUUAAAGGCAGUUUUAUAGUUUUAUAAAGAACACUUUAAAACGUUUUGCGAAGCGUUUGUGGUUGAAUUUUACCUUAAACUGAAGCUUAUAUUACGUAUAAAAUCAUACCUAACAUAUAUAUGUUGGGAAAUUGAUAAUUUUGUAAUUAAAAGUGAUAUUUUUAGGCCGAUUUUUCAUUUGUAAGAAUAUUCUUAAAAAAUUAUCGUGUUACCAUAACAACUACUUUACAUACUUCAUGUUCGGAAAAUAUAAUGGUUUUGUCAGCAAGGCGAGGGUUUCUGCAUGCAUGUAUUUUCUAGUAUACACGAGAAAGCUUCCAAAAGGUCGAAUCUUCUUAAAGGUUUAAAGUUUAAGUUAAAUAGGAAAACCUUGUCAAACUUGUACAAAUGUCUUAUUAGACCAUUGUUAGAAUAUGCAGAUGUCUUAUGGGAUGGGUGUUCAGUGUUCUGACAAUGAAAGUGAUUUAAUUGAGCAUAUACAAUAUCAGUCAACCAUGGUGGUCACGGGUGCUAUGAGGGGUACUAGUAUAGGUAUUGGAAGAUCUGGCUUGGGAAGAUAUGAAAACUAGACGUCUGGUUCACAAACUUAUUUUAUAUUUUAAAAUAGUAAAUAAUCAUGUUCCAGAAUACUUGCCAAAAUUAUUGCCCCAGACGGUUGAACAAAGGUCCGGUUUAUCAUUGAGGCAGGCAUCUAACAUUUCUCAGUUUUUUGUUAGAACUGAAAGAUUUAAAAAAUCCUUUUUUCCUUCGGCUACUAUGUUAUGGAAGUCGGUUGAGUAUACACAGUUCGUAGCUUGUCAUCUAUUAAUUUAUUCAAAAAAGAUAUUCUUAAAUUUUUUGAUAUUUCAUGUGACCGUAAUAAUAGCUAUUUUGAUCAUUCCAUUGACUUCAGUAUUGCAUGCACGUUGCGUCUAAAUUGUUGUGCGUUGAACUACUAUCUAUUUAGAAUAAAGCAUAGUUUAACACCUGACUGUAUUUGUGGUGCUGGCUGUGAAACAGUAGCUCAUUACUUGUUAAAAUGCCCACGGUAUGCCGGCUGCUCUAAGAUCAAUCUUGCUCUCGGCUGCUGCACAAGUUUAUGGUGAUAUAAGCUGGUGUCGUGCAAUUUUACUAAGAUAUUUGAGUAUGUUCAACAAUACAUUAGGGAAUCUAAACGUUUUCUUUAAUUUCGUCAUAGCUAUUAUCUUUCGUUGUUUAAUUAACUUACUAUGCGUGUUUUUAUACAUCUUCAGUGUCUUGAACUUUGUAAAAUUAAUGUAAAUGUAACUGAUAUGUCUGUCCGGCCUAAAUGUAAUAGUAAACAGUGUAACGUAAGCCCCUAGAUGAGUCUAGUGCUCUUGUGCAAACGUUAGGAAUAUAUAUGUUUAAAUAAAAUAAAAUCUCAAUGCAUGUCAAAUCUUUACAUUUUAAAAUGGUUCCAUUCAUACCGCCCUCUCGUUAGUGACAGAAGGUUGCUGGAUGGCCUCUCUCGACCUCAAAGACGCGUAUUACAGUGUCUGGGAAUUCAUGAAGAUCAUCAAAAGUUCUUAAAAUUUCCAUUUAAAGGAAAACUGUACAAAUAAACUGUUUACCCAAAUGGGCUGUCUACAUGUCCAAGAAACUUUACGAAGCUUUUAAAACCUGCCUUAUGUGUUCUGCGCAAGCAAGGCCACUGAUAUGCUUGUUAUAUUUAUUGACGAUAUUCUCAUUGUACUGAGCAACCUCGUAUGAAGGUUGUACUAAGGCAAUCUUGCACACAAUAAUGCUUCUCACGAAUCUAGGCUUCGUUAUUCAUGUUGAAAAAUCUGUAUUUUUCCCUCAGAAGAAAAUUGUAUUUUUGGGCUUCGAGAUUAACUCUAUCACAAUGAAAAUCACGUUAACCCGGGAAAAAAUUGCCAAGAUAUCUGCCCGUAUUACGGAAAUACUUGCACUAUCCAAGACUAUACGCGAGGUGGCUCAGAUUAUCGGCUAUCUAGUCUCUAGUUUUCCUGCAGUUCGCUACG